Phytomonas sp. EM1 is the source of this 243-nucleotide messenger RNA. The record is from the annotation of a GenBank genome assembly. Lineage: Eukaryota; Euglenozoa; Kinetoplastea; Trypanosomatida; Trypanosomatidae.
AUGGCGGUUUCAGAGCCGAGCCACGCAGAGGCUCCUAAUCACGGGGUGGGGUGCAGUCAAACGGCGAAGAUGACGCGGGAUGACGCGUUUGGCGUAUUCGUCGACUAUGGAUUCCCAAAGGGCAGUCUUUAUCACAUCGGAGUUGUCGACCUUGAUGACAAGAGCCACAAGACACUUCAGCAUUACUUUGAAUACGAUGCGGACAUUGUUAAUGCGUUCUGUUCGAUUCAUCAUCAAGCUUAA